AUGGCGAUCUGGCAUGCUACUACUGCUAAUCUGGAGAAGAGUUCGUUGGCACAGAAGAAGUUCGCUGACAAGAGAAGAGUUUCCUCCCCUCCUUAUGCCCUGGGAGACAAGGUCUGGCUUUCCACUCGGAAUAUCCGUCUCAAAGUUCCAACACCCAAACUGGGUCCGAAGUUCAUCGGCCCCUUUCCUGUCAUAGACAUCAUCAACCCUGUGGCGGUCCGGUUGCAACUUCCUCCCGAGAUGCGGAUUCCGAAUGCCUUCCAUGUGUCUCUCCUAAAGCCUGCAAAUUCUUCUUCUUCUUCUUUUUCCUCCCCAGCUCCUGUUCUUGUGGAUGGUCAUCAGGAGUUUGAAGUGCAGAAGAUUCUGGACUCUCGAUUUUCUAGAGGUUCCCUGCAGUACCUUAUCGAAUGGAGGGGGUUCGGUCCUGAAGAGUGUUCUUGGGAUUCUCCCACACAAAAGGUUGAUGGUACACCAAGGGUUAACAAUGGUGACUUAGCAACGAAACUACCAGAGAUGGCUGUUAGUAGGAUAACAGGAACAAUUUCCAGCAUUCUAGAUGUUGCUAUAAAGCUCCUGAACUAUAAAUUCAUCAAGCUGUACCGACCCAAAGUCACAGGUGUCUACAAUAGACUCAUAUUAUGCCUUGGACUCCUAUCCUGUGCCGGCUUUCUCCUGGCUGGUUAUGUUAGGGGGAAGGAUUCAGAAACUGGUCACCUUACAGGAGCAUUUGUAGGAUUUGGCACGGGAUGCGUAUACAACAUCGUACAAUGUAUACUGUACGCCAUACUCCAGCCCAGCGGAAAAAGCCGAAGGAUGGUUUACUACCGGUUCUUUGCUUGUGUGAUCACUGUUAUCCCAAUGAUAGCACUUACAACAUCACUGACGACUUGUAGCAUACUGACGAGCUGCAAUCCACACUAUUUGAGAACGGCACUUGCAACAUUGGAGUGGGCAGGAAUGUUUGGGCUUCUCCUCUAUAUGCCAACUUAUUCCAUGGAAUUUCAGAACCUGACUCUAAAAUGGCCCAAAAGCCUAAAAGGCGACUGGAUAUGCAAGAGGGAAGGAUCCACUGAUGUAGAGUCCCCUGAGGAACCAACAACUGUCACCUGCAGGCACAUGAUAACACUGUUACCCUCUGAUCAGCUAUUAGGCUCAGUGAUACCUAUUCAUAUACAGGGAGCUUACAGGGAUUGGAUGUUCAAAUGAGAAGCCCAGUCCCCCGAGGAUCCACAAAAACACCUGAAAGAGUGAAGACUGAAAAACGAAAUCUCCACAUUCAAGAA
Molecule: messenger RNA, 1283 nt
Organism: Xenopus laevis (African clawed frog)
Lineage: Eukaryota; Metazoa; Chordata; Amphibia; Anura; Pipidae
Exons: 8
Coding region: 1-1206 (401 amino acids)
Source: RefSeq, a predicted model, not a curated record